This is a messenger RNA of Papaver somniferum (opium poppy), 985 nucleotides long. RefSeq lists its product as uncharacterized. Lineage: Eukaryota; Viridiplantae; Streptophyta; Magnoliopsida; Ranunculales; Papaveraceae. The record is from RefSeq and is a predicted model, not a curated record. The transcript has 2 exons. The coding region runs from base 116 to 727 and encodes 203 amino acids.
CUUGUUUUUGGCUUGGUAGAAAAGAAAAAUUAGACCUACAACAAGAGGAAGAAGAAGAAUAGAGGGAAAAACACAAAAGUUUGGACAAAAUCAAAUCAAAACCAGAGAGACAGAGAUGGUGUUAUGGGAGGUGACACUAGCAACUGCGUAUUUCCUUGGAUUGAAGAAAACUUACAAACUUGCUCUUCAGCUUCAACGCCGUCUUAUUGGCCCUAAUCAUCCCAGGAUUCGAGAUUUUGCUUACAGGCGCACACGUGCUGUUUUUGACAUGGCUGUCACAGUUCAUAAGAAAGUACAGGAAAGGGACCUUGAAGUUGGUAGGAAUCUCGGAAACUGGAUCCUACGCUGGCUAGAUCGCAUGAAACCAUCGGCGCAGAUCCGUGCCAUUGGACCAGGUAAAGAGCCAUCAUCCACUGGUGGAAACCCAGCAAAACAUGUACCAAAGCAUGGCCAGCCACAACCUCCUAAGAGCAGUGGGACGUCCAGCUAUGGAAGUUCAGAUUCAAAGUCCAAAGGGAGAAGACUCUUUACCUCAUCAAUGAGCUUCCUGCCAAAAUCUCGCCCUACAUGGAUGAAGAGGAUUCAGCCAUAUAAUCCUAUCAGUUCAAGCACACAGUACAGGAAUCUCUCCACCUCUGCGCUCGGUAUGUCAACUAUAACCAAUGGGAUUAGCAGAAAGGAAGGAGUAAUUAGGAAGGAUUUAAUGCAGUGGAUGUUAAGAAACUGACAGAAGGUUAUAUUAUGCGGUGGAUGUUAAGAAACUGAUAGAAAAUUUUGAGGCUUUUAGUUUUCCAUAACCUGGUUUUUGUAUAUUCAUCUUGUUGGGUUCUGUCAAAUUCGAAGAUGAAGUACCCAAGUUGUUGUUAGAAGAAAGAAUAAUGUGUUUCAGUGAUAGUUGAAAUGGACCUAGAAGUACACUAUAUUUAUGAAAACAAAACUUUUGUGCAUCUCCUCUUUCAUCAAGUGACCAAUUUUCUGUUAUGGA